AUGGGCGAUGAGAGCCUUUAUGCUGUCGGACCCUGCGAAUGGGAUUGGGACAUUGAAGUUUGCUACAACAAAAACCAAGGCGUUUCCUGUUACGAGUUUUUCCGCGACUGUCCCACCGAUCGCUGCAGCUAUGAUGACAACACGGCAACGGCCUGCACAGAGAUGUAUGACCAAUCUGAUUGCACCGCCUCCUCCACGGGCUGCACUUGGUACCCCACCGACGAGCUCUGCUGGCCUUCGGACUUGGAUCUUCCCUGCCAUCUUGUCAGCGAUUGGGAGCAAUGUCCAACUGACCGCUGCCACCUAGUCAAUACGUCGGAAUUUGGCGGAGUUUGUCUCAAUAUCAACGAACCUGUAUGGUGUGAUAACUUCGGGGACGAGUCAUAUUGUCCCUCUGACCAUUGCUCUUGGGACUCUGCGCUUACGCGCUGCUACAACUCAAAAUUGGGGGUUGAAUGUGGCGAUUACUUUGACAUCUCAACUUGCCCCGCCGAUCACUGCAAGGUCGAGAACAAUGCCUGUGUGGAUAAGGACGAGCCCAUUGACUGCUCUUCCUUCUAUUUCAACUCGGCGGACUGCAGCCCCGUCAACGGAUGCUUCCGCAACUGCUCCAGCUCCCUUUGCCUGCGCUGUGAUUCAGAGACCUCCUGCUCCAACGUGACCUGUCCCGCCGCCCCCACCGCAGACCCCGGCAGUGCCUGCGCUGAUCUGGUCGACGAGGCUGCCUGUGUUGGCGAUUCCGACUGCCAAUGGUUUUCUACCGUCCAUGCUUGUGCCGUACGGUCUCCUCGUUGCAAACACCGCCCGCCGUCCUAA
Messenger RNA from Monosiga brevicollis MX1, 816 nucleotides. RefSeq lists its product as uncharacterized. NCBI's taxonomy places the organism in Eukaryota, Choanoflagellata, Craspedida, Salpingoecidae. Bases 1 to 816 code for a protein of 271 amino acids. The transcript is spliced from 4 exons. The record is from RefSeq and is a predicted model, not a curated record.